AUGGCGUCAGCGUGUUGUCAAAAGGUAUUGUCAGUACUGCGUAAGCAUGUGCUGAAGCUGAAGGCCUUUGAUAUAUUUAUGCAGGGAACAUACCUGCUCAUCUUGUUCUUGGAGACCAAUGCGUACCUACUGCUGCGUAGGGAUGCUAGAGCGGGGUACCACUCCACUCUCACUAUAGAUUAUGUAAGGAUGGGAACUGCUGGCGUGGAGUUCCUCCUGGGAGCGAUAGUGGCAUGGUGGGGGAAAGGCAAGAGAAACCGAGCCCUCUCCGGUUGGCUGGGAUUAACUGCAGCUGCAGGGCUCUUGGUGCUCGCCUUCCCUUACGCUGAAACCAAUCCUGUUAGCAUGGGCCUGUGUCGGCAAGAAGCAGAAGUGAACUACACAGGUGAUAAAAACCUGGCAGCAAGGACCACCUUCCUCAUCAUCACCAUCAUACUGUGUGCGCUCACCAAGCUCAGCAUCUGGACACAUGGACUCACUUACUUGGAUGACCAUAACCCCACUCAUGGACCCGAGUUCUACGGUGGUUUGAUCACUGCCCGUAUAACCCUGGGAUUGGAUGGAGAUGGUAUUCUGGAGAAGGCGUCCCAAAGCGACGACUGGUGGCAGAAUCAGCUUAUCCUCACCAUGGUGACUUUGUUCGUUUGCUUCAUCUUCAGCCUCUUCCCCAAGAGGAUGGCUUCUAAAGAAAUGGAUGUCAUUGAAAACUCUAAUAUUGACACCGGCCUGUUCCCAACUCUGAAGCGACUGGUUACGAACAAAGUGCUGAUUCUACAAACCAUAGCCUUGUCUCUCUGGAGCACUGCUGUGCUCGUGUUCGCAAAAUAUGAAAUACCCUAUGCCCAGGGCCGAUACAAUGUAGAAGCGACCCGUGGCUCAGACGUCAGGAGUACAGGCGACCCGCUCAAUAUAUUCAGAACUGGUCUUCUUGUUAUGUUUGUCAUGAUCGUCAAGAUCAAUGGAACAAACAGGCCUGAACCUUUGAAUACAAAGUCGGCAGCAGCUCUGGCGUUUAAAGCCUCCAUCUUUGUAACUGUCUUCCUGACUCUGAUAUCAUUCACUGGUUGUAACACUGGCAUCAUGAAAGGACUGGAGGCAGGCCACUAUGAACAACCCUCGUGUAGUUCAGCUUGUGGAUGUACCUCCGAGCGUUACGGCUUCCACCCUGUCUGUAUGUUGGAGACGAGGGAAACUUACUUCUCUCCAUGCCACGCUGGUUGCAACCGAGUCGGGGAUCUCAACGGAAUCUCAAUGUUCUACGACUGUGGAUGUAGCGCAGGCGCACAGAACGCAGUACGUGGUUCAUGCAUGUUGGAAAAUUGUCUGGCCAAGUACGCCACUUUCCAGAUGAUGUUCGUACUCAUGUUGGCAAUUGCAGGAGCUGGUUUCAUAAUGCAAGGCAUGGCGAUACUCCGAUCAGUGCGACCAGUCGACAAGGUGACGGCUAUGGGAGCCAGUAUUUCUGUGGUCUCACUCCUAGCCUUUGUUAUAGGACAUUUUGUCUACAUGACUAUCAGCCAAAUGACAUGCGUGUACUUCUCGAACGGGGAAUGUCUGCUGCACAGCAACUCUAUCUGGUUUAUGAGUGCACUCAGCGUGGGGUUAGCAGUCCUGUCAGGAAUCAUAAGCUUCAUCGUCAGCAAAUUGAGACCUGACACUGAUGACAACGAGAUCUGUGAAUUAUAA
Spodoptera littoralis (African cotton leafworm) is the source of this 1686-nucleotide messenger RNA. The record is from the annotation of a GenBank genome assembly. Lineage: Eukaryota; Metazoa; Arthropoda; Insecta; Lepidoptera; Noctuidae.